GAGGGCAGAGAUCGGUGUGGUUGGCGAAAUACAGCGGUGACAAGGUUUUUUUCGAACGCAGAUCCGAGUUCACGAAGAACGAGAACUCCAAGAGGAACACGAUUGGCAAGCACGCCGUCUUGGUGAUUUCAUUGGGUGCAAUACAAGAGACAACAGCUGCUCUCCGAGCAAUUUUCCCGUACUAAUCUAACAACUACCAUAACAACAACUACAACUACAACAACAGCGGCGACUGUUGUUGUGCUGUUCCUCCAGCUGCUCCUCAGUCAAGUCUCAAGUCGCCAUCCAAGUGUUGUUCAGAAGCCGGUUGUAGCUCGCUCUUGCAAGUUCAUACAUAUGGAGUUAAGAAAAGCUCUCGGACGUUGUUAGUAGCACCAAACAAAUUGCCUUAAGUACUAGUGUCUCAGUAUAUGUGAUUGGCAAUAUCCGCGAGCCACACUUCCGAAUCUUUGGUGUGAUUGCGAUCAGACUGGUUGGAACAAAUUGGUUCCACAACAAGAUAGGACAUCAACAAAAUACAGUGUAUUGUUAUUAUUAGCCAACAUAUUUAGUGAUCUUCAUUGCAUGGUGCAACAUUCCCACAUUUCAUUAUAUUUACAAUUCAAGGUGAAAUGAUCCGAACUUGACCAUCAUGCCUCAACACAGAAGUACCUACAACAAGAACGGGAUCAACUCAAUAAGUUCAGGGUUGAACAAAGAAGAACUCCUUGACAAAUAUCUCAAGGAAUUCCGGGUGGAACAAUGUCCCUUGUUCCUUCAGCAUAAGUGUCAACAACAUAGGCCCUUCACUUGUUUCCAUUGGCAUUUCCAAAACCAACGCCGAAGAAGACCAAUUCGGCGAAGGGAUGGAACCUUCAACUAUAGUGCGGAUGUGUAUUGCUCCAAAUACGAUGAGACCACCGGACUUUGUCCCGACGGAGACGAAUGUCCGUAUCUUCAUCGAACCGCAGGCGACACCGAGCGUCGAUAUCACCUGAAGUACUACAAAACUGGCAUGUGUGUCCACGACACCGACAACCGAGGUUAUUGCGUCAAAAAUGGUCCCCACUGUGCUUUCGCACAUGGCAACAAUGAUCUCAGACCACCUGUCUACGAUAUUAGGGAAUUACAAGCAAUUGAGAACGGGGAAGUGGACCCCGUGAUUGGGUUGAAUAGUUUGGACAAGGAGAGAAGCAUGGUGAACGAUGAUCCCAAGUGGCUGGACACCACAUUCGUGUUGGCCAAUUACAAAACCGAACCCUGUAAGAAACCACCGCGAUUGUGCCGCCAGGGUUACGCUUGCCCACAAUAUCACAACAACAAAGAUAAGCGAAGGAGUCCAAAGAAAUACAAAUACAGAUCCACCCCAUGUCCGCAAGUGAAAUCCGGGGAUGAAUGGGGCGAUCCCGUGGGUUGUGAUUCGGGCGAUGGUUGUCAGUAUUGUCACACCCGUACCGAGCAACAGUUCCACCCUGAGAUCUACAAAUCCACCAAAUGCAACGAUAUCCAGAACACCAGCUACUGUCCUCGGGGAGCAUUUUGCGCCUUUGCUCACAUCGAACAAGAAACCGUAAGUUUGGAGAGUCCCUCGCCGGAAAAUGGGCACAACUUGGGUGACAUUUUGUCUCAUGCUCUACCCAACAGCGAAGACACGUCAAAGAAUGGAUCGGUCAAUCACGGAGGUCGCAUGGACCUGCAUGAUAUGAAUUCCGAGUUAAAUGGCACUUUCGUGGCACGCGGAGCCAUGAUGAGAAAUGGAUCGAUUACGCCACCUUUUGAAGAAAACGGCAUCGCCAGUCCCAUUGAAAGCAACAAGCAUCAUCUCGGCCAAUCUGGAACCGCGGCCCAGAUGGAGAAUGGAGCCAAUUCCAGUAUUAACAAUCUCAGUUCCAGUAUGGACUCGGCCAUGGGCCCACCCCCUCCCCUUCCAAAUUCCACCAACAACGGUUUUGUGAACAACGGCAAUCCUGGGGCCAAUCUCAGUCACAACAAGAAUCGCUUCUUGAGCGGAGACUUGACCAGUCGCGAGGCAUUAAUUCGACGACAGAUGUUUUCCAUAGAAAACAAUCCCAAUCUGUCCCAAAUGGAAAAGGUUCAGCGAAAAACGAGCUUGAUGCUAGAGGUGACGAGCUCCAAUGGAACCAAUCCCACCACCUCGAGCAACACUACUUUCGCCAAUGGAUCCUUAUUCUCAAGUUUCAACAACGCCGAGUCUCUCGAUUCGAUUGGUGCUGCGUUCGAAGACCUCUCUGUGGAUCCGUUUGAAGGGAGCAAGAGUCGGAAAUCCUCCGGUUUCAGUGAGACUUGCACUACCAAGAGCCGUCAAUGCAGUGGUUAUGACUUGUCUUCCGGACCCAAUGGAGGCGGGAAUAAGUCGCGUAACUGCAGUGGCAACUCCAUUACACAAGGCAUCAGUGGAAUCCUGAAUGGAUCCAAUCCGGUGAUGAUUCCCGGAUCAGGAGGCAAAAUUUCACCCAGCGGGAACUCGCCUCUUAUGCACACCAACGGCAUUGGACUUGAAAAUGGGCAUGAAAACAAUACUACUUCUUUGGGCAUGAAUCAACUUGGCUUGUUCGACCUGACGUCAGCCAAUAACAAUUGCCAUGGCUCUCCGAAAUCCAACUCCUCGAUUGAUCACCAGAAGGAUCUAGAGAUCGCGAGGCUGAGAGAGGAGCUCCAGGAGACUCGGAACCGAUUGGCAUCUUGGGAUGAGGGCAUUCUCCAAGCACGGAACGCAUGUGAGGCCUGGAAGAAGGAAUCCGCAAUUGCCACGAAGAAAGCCGAACUCGCGCAAAGAGAUCGGGAAUCGGCCUUGCAAAAGGCGGUCCAAUUCCAAAAGGAGGUGGAAACCCUCAAUGGAGGACCCUACCUUCAUGCCAUUAAGAGAGUGGAUGAGCUUAAAGCACUUCCUCCGGGUGUCCUCAAGGCCCUUGAAUGGCAGUUGAGGAAGGACCUACAGGAAGUCGAGAAAACGCUAAGGAUGAAUGAGGCCAAUAACCAGUGGGUAUCUGGCUCUAAUAACUCUACACACAACCGAUUAUUUGAUUUCUCCACCCCGACGAGUGAUAUGUGGGGAAGUGGUGGUGGUCUUGGUUUAAUUUCACAUCAGCAUCAUCACAUGUUCGGAUCGUUGGCCCAACAAUAAAUGAGAGCGAAAAGCAGAAGAGUAAAUCUAUAUAUACAUUUGAAUCAAUGACCAAAUCAACGAGGAUUCUCAUCGCGAGGCAUGAUGAAUUGAUGAUGAUUUUCCUUAACCUAUCAGAUCACAUGUGGACCUCUUUUACUCUCUUUUUUCUCUUUGCACUUGCUGACUUUGUUGUUGUUGCUACUCCUGCUGCUGUUGCUGUUGUUCUUCACCUUGAAGGAGAAAUCACUCCUCCCGGGCCCAAUUUGGAAUCUUUUUCUACCCGUGUAGUCAUUGUUUACUAGGCUCCUCAACGAACGUCUUAUUAUCAUUAUUAUUAUUAUUAUUAUUGAAACUACUUCUUCUACUAACAACAUCAACAGCAACUAUUACCACCACCACCAUUGCUACUUCAUUAUGAAUACACUAUUUUCUACUUGAACAUCAGGAGCAACCACUCAAAAUUUGUUUUAUUCUUCCCCUUGUCUACGUACACUUCCAGUCAAAAGCAAGCAUACAAAAAGCAAACAUGUUUAGAGUGAUAAGGAUUUUCUAGAUUUUAUAAACCAACCAAAUUUAGUUAUUGCUCUCAAAUCAAUGUUCUGGUCCUCCUUUCAAAUUGGUUCAUCCUCAAAAUCUCUCUAAUACUUAAUGUAUGUUAUAUAUGUAUAUCUUUAUCAGAUGAAAUAUGCCCACACACCAAAAGCCACUAUUGCUAUCAUCAUUAUUAUUAUUAUCAUGGUCGUAUAUUUUUGCAAUGAAAAUAUUACAAUCUUUGUGUUGCUCACAUAGUUGUAAAAUGUCUCGCCAAGAUGAAGCCAAAAUCGCACACAAACAAACAAACACACUUACACUUCUCCUAACAACAACAUCAUCAAUAUCGAUACUUACAUUACAUACACGAAUAUACACCCAACACAGAAAUUGUAUUCACAUCUUAGGCAGAGUGGGUCUUUGUACUUCAGCUAAUAUAUCGUACUUGUAAUUAAUAUCCCUUCAAGCUCUCAUACAAUAACCAAUCAAUCUAGCAAUGAGGUCUGAACCAUCACUAAAUAGUCAUUCUAUCCAUAGAAUUCGUUUUCCAUAUCUUUGACCUUUCCCAAUUACUCCUUCUUUCCAACAUGCGGGAUUGAUGAAAUGCUAUCAGAAUGAAAAAAAGAAAAUGCAAUUUCCACCCUUAUUCACUUCAUCUGUACUUCUUCUUCUUGUAUCAUUAUUCAACAUUUAUACUAAUAUUAUUAUCCAUAGAAUUCGUUUUCCAUAUCUUUGACCUUUCCCAAUUACUCCUUCUUUCCAACAUGCGGGAUUGAUGAAAUGCUAUCAGAAUGAAAAAACGAAAAUGCAAUUUCCACCCUUAUUCACUUCAUCUGUACUUCUUCUUCUUGUAUCAUUAUUCAACAUUUAUACUAAUAUUAUUAUCUUUAUCACAACUACCACUAAGAUGACCUCCUUUCUUAUUUCGAAAUUUGGAACUCCCUCCCAAAUGAUUUUGAACCACCACUCGCUUAAGCGAUCUUAGUCAAAUUUUGUUUCUCUUUUAGACAUCUUGAAUAUUUUUUGGGAGACCUUGUACUUUCACGUUUUCAUGUGUUUUCCUUCUUAUAUUCGCCCCAAUUUGUAGUCUCUUCCAAUUCGUAAAGACAACUGGAAAAAUGGUCGCCUGGGUGACGCUGAUUUUGUUGCACCCAGUUCAAGUCUGUUCUUCCUUCAUUGUGUUGUAAACAAACCCUAGUUUUUCUCGUCAUUUUAUGUAUGUUCCAAAUAGAAUAACUUUGUAGUCACUAUUAAUUAUGAAUCGUAUUCAAAUGGAAAUAAAAGACAUCAAAAUCCAC
Molecule: messenger RNA, 4935 nt
Organism: Tigriopus californicus
Lineage: Eukaryota; Metazoa; Arthropoda; Copepoda; Harpacticoida; Harpacticidae
Gene: unk
Product: putative E3 ubiquitin-protein ligase UNKL
Exons: 13
Coding region: 632-3124 (830 amino acids)
Molecular function (GO): metal ion binding
Source: RefSeq, a predicted model, not a curated record